GAACUUAAGUUGCCUAUGUAUAAGGGUCAUUCACCGCAGAUUAGGAUGCGCCGAUACUUCAUUGAUCUCCUGACUGUCCUCAGCAGCCGUUGCAACCUCUGCCCCACGGCCCGGCAUCUCGCCAGCUAUCUACUGGACCUCUUCAUGGACCGCUAUGACAUCACUGUCAAGCAGCUGCACAUCAUUUCAUUUGCCUGUCUUCUCCUAGCAAGUAAAUUUGAAGAAAAAGAAGAUAAAGUUCCAAAGUUGGACCACUUAAAUAGCCUGGCAUACACAUGCAAUGUUAAUGUGGUAUUGAACAAGAAAGAUUUGCUUAGAAUGGAAAUGCUGCUUUUGGAAAACUUCAACUGGAACCUCUGUAUUCCAACCCCAGCACACUACAUUGACUACUACCUCUAUGUGUCCAUUGGUGAGAAUGACCUUCACAAUGGCUGGCCAAUCACUUCACUGACUAAAAUCAAAGAUUUUUUGGAGAAAUAUGCGUAUUAUUUCCUUGAUUUCUCAGUGCAAGAUCACACUUUCCUACAUUUUCGCCCAUCUCUGAUUGCUGCAGCUUGUGUGUGUGCCUCACGUAUCUGUAUGCAGAUUUCUCCUGCCUGGACAACACAGCUCGAAUUGCUGACAUGUUAUUCCUGGGAACACCUUGCCCGGUGCAUUGAAAUGAUGCUCAUAUAUUAUGAGAAUGACAUCAAAGAAGCCAGUAACAUAAAAAAGCAAGUAACAAUUCAGCGUCAAGAACAGGAAGCAGAGGGAAAUCUGAGCCAUCAAGUCACUACUCAGGUUCUCUUCCAGCACUGCAGCUAUCACCCUUUAGCCCCACAUGCAGCUACACUUUCCCAGUUCCAGUCACCAGUGCAAGAUUUGUGCUCUGCUUAUCGUGACUCCUUACAGGCCCACAGGCCCAGUGGUCUUCUUGCUGGGAGUGCUGACGGCUCACUGCACUCCUGUGCAGCGGCAUUAGGAACAGAGCCCAGACGCUGCAUUUCCAGGGCUUAUGGCAGUAGUUACUUCAGUGGUCAGCACUCAUAUGCAGCUGGGUGUUUCGAUGGAUAA
This is a messenger RNA of Merops nubicus (carmine bee-eater), 1053 nucleotides long. RefSeq names its product cyclin J-like (gene CCNJL). The transcript has 5 exons. Gene Ontology annotation, biological process: regulation of cyclin-dependent protein serine/threonine kinase activity; mitotic cell cycle phase transition. Gene Ontology annotation, cellular component: cyclin-dependent protein kinase holoenzyme complex; cytoplasm; nucleus. Gene Ontology annotation, molecular function: cyclin-dependent protein serine/threonine kinase regulator activity. NCBI's taxonomy places the organism in Eukaryota, Metazoa, Chordata, Aves, Coraciiformes, Meropidae. The annotation marks the transcript as partial. The record is from RefSeq and is a predicted model, not a curated record.